AUAUAUAUUACUCUCCUAAACUCACUUCACCUGCUUAUAAAUCUUUUGGUGUCGUCGGUGUUUAUUUUGGUCAACAACACAAGCAUCAUGUCUUCUUCAUCUACCCAAGAGAUGAACUUUGAAGAAUAUGUUCGUUCCUUACUAAUCCCAAUAGAAGAGAUAGAAUACGCCACCAACAACUUCGCUGAUGAAAAUCUCCUCACACGUGGUUCAUCUUUUCAUGUUUACAAAGGACAACUCCUCUUGCAACAAGGGGACUCCAUCAAUAUUGUUGCUAGGAUAUGUCCACAAUGGGUCAUUGUGGAUACCGAGCUUAUGUUUUUUCAACAUCUCAAGCACAAAAAUAUCGUUUCUACAUAUAAGUGGACUUUGAAGGAUAUAGAUAAGGAUGAUGAGGCAUUCAUCAUCAUCAACAAGUAUGAGGCCAAUGAAAGUCUUGACAAACAUCUUGGUAGCCCAACGCUCACUUGGAUGCAAAGAUUGCUUAUAUGUGUCGGGGUCGCACAUGCACCGAGUUACCUUCAUUAUGAUGCAGGAGAAAAUCAUUAUCUCAUACACGGUAACAUCAGAAGCUCCAAAAUUUUACUAGAUCACAACUGGGAACCCAAGUUACAUGGUUUUAAAUUUGCGGUUAUAGCUAAAACGCAUCAUCUUCACCUUACCGGUAAGUACAAUGGCUCAUUGCAUUAUAUGGACCCGGCAUAUGAAGACACGAGAGGUUUGAAUCAUAAGUCAGACAUUUUCUCCUUUGGUGUCGUGUUGUUUGAAGUCUUGUUUGGAAGAGAAGCGUCUAUUCCAAACGAUGAUAACUGGUAUUUUGCUCGAAUGGCUAGAGCACAUUAUGAAGAAAGAAAACUUGAUAAUUUGAUAGAUCCUGUUCUUCAAAAACAAAUGAACUUGCAAUCAUUGAACAUGUUCGCUGAAAUAGCAUAUUGUUGCAUAAAGGAGAAACGAUCACAGCGUCCCGACAUGAAUACGAUACGCACAAGACUUGAGAGAGCAUUGGAACUUCAACGCAAACAUGAACAAAUAACACUUGUGGCUGUUGAAGGUACAACAUCCAACCAUUUGAAGGCAAGAUAACUUUUUUCAGUUUGAUUCAAGUGAUUGCAGCAAAUAAUAGUUACCUUAGACCAAUGCUACAAAGUACAAACAAAAUA
Messenger RNA from Helianthus annuus (common sunflower), 1160 nucleotides. Its product is annotated as receptor-like protein kinase FERONIA. Gene Ontology annotation, biological process: protein autophosphorylation. The coding region runs from base 88 to 1083 and encodes 331 amino acids. The transcript is spliced from 3 exons. The record is from RefSeq and is a predicted model, not a curated record. Lineage: Eukaryota; Viridiplantae; Streptophyta; Magnoliopsida; Asterales; Asteraceae. Gene Ontology annotation, cellular component: plasma membrane; plasmodesma. Gene Ontology annotation, molecular function: transmembrane receptor protein tyrosine kinase activity; ATP binding.